Colletotrichum graminicola M1.001 is the source of this 342-nucleotide messenger RNA. RefSeq lists its product as uncharacterized. NCBI's taxonomy places the organism in Eukaryota, Fungi, Ascomycota, Sordariomycetes, Glomerellales, Glomerellaceae. Gene Ontology annotation, cellular component: preribosome, large subunit precursor. The transcript has a single exon. Gene Ontology annotation, biological process: ribosomal large subunit assembly. Bases 1 to 342 code for a protein of 113 amino acids. The record is from RefSeq and is a predicted model, not a curated record.
AUGGCCGCCACCACCGCCGCAUCCCAAGAGUUCGCCGCCUUCUACCUUCAGCGGACGACCCAGGAGUUCGCCGAGGACCUCGACAAGGUCCGCGAGGCCGACGAUUUCAAGGCCGACUCGGUGCCUUUCCUUGUGCACGCCCUGCAGCAGGGCACUGCGCUGUACUCGGCCCUGGACCAGGAGCGCGUCGUCAAGCCUCCCGCUGCUACCGCAGCCGCAACAGAGAAUGAGGACGUGGACAUGACGGAGACAGUGGCAGCAGAGGUUGAAGAGAAGGAGGAAAAGAGCGGGAAGAAGGAGAAGAAGGACAAGAGCAAGAAGAAGAGGAAGUCCUCCGGCUGA